CUCCCCCUCUGCAGAAUAAACAGGUAGACAGUGAACGUGAAAGUCAGAAUCUUCAUUUAAUACACCAUUUCAGGAGUAAAAACACAGGUUUGAUUUAACACGCCGAUGUUGGAGUGAAGUAAACGUGUGUCCUGCUGUAAUCUGGAGAAGGAGACAUGACCUCCAACAUGAGUGUGUCUGGAAAACAGGACUUAAAGAGAGACGAGAGAAUGAUGGAGGGAAAGAGAUCAGACUCACCAGAACCCAGCUGUGUGUCCAUGAAGAGUGACCGGUCAAUGGAUCAUCCAUUUGACUUCAGAGACAGAGCCAAUUCUCCUGAUGUGAGACCACAACAGAAGAAAUCAAACCUCAGCAGAAAUCAGCUGGACUCCAUAUUCAAGGAGCUGGAACACAAAGUCUUCACUCUGAUAAAGAAUGAGCUGAAGAGGUUCAGGAAGCUCCUGAGUCCAGAUUACCCAGCAUGCACUGAGAGGGAGGUGGAGGAUGAGCAGGAUCUGCACAGUGUCAGAGAGGGAGCGCUGAAGAUCACACUGCACGUCCUGAAGAACAUGAACCACACAGAUCUCGCUAACACACUGCACAACAAGUCUGUGGCCUCUGUGUAUCAGACAAGUGGGAGGAAAGAUUCUUCCUGUGCAAGGUGCUGCUCUCACUUCUUUCAGCAUAGCUCCUGGUCUCAGAACAGGUUUAGUUCAUCGUUGCUGGUGUUGUGUAGAGGAUGUUAUAUUGUGAAAGUCACAACUAUCCCCGCUCAAGGUCUUGUGAAAUAUUUGACCUUAUUUGUGACUAUAUUCACCGUGAUGCUUUCAGCAGUUACUACAUUAGUGUCCUUAAUUUUUUACUAUUUAAAGAUUGUUUUAAAGUUUAUUACAGGCUCAAUGAAUGUUCUUCUCCUUCACUAGAAGAUAAAGGCCCGGUUUCACAGACAGGGUUUACAUUAAGCCAGGAUUAGAUCUUCAAUCAAUUAGGACAUUUCAGUAGCUUUUAUAAACGUGUCUUAGAAAAAUAUAUUUCUGGUGCACAUCCUGAGAUAAAACAAUGGCACUGACGUGUUUUAAGAUCCGUCCGUGCAAGUAGCUUUCAGUUAAAACAGCUCAGACAUACAUUUUAGUCUGGGACUAGGAUUAAGCCUUGUUUGUGAAACCAGGGGAAAAAAGAAGAAGGGUGUGCUUUAUUAUGCUCUCUACAGAAUAUGACAGAAGAAAUGUGACCCACACCUGUACCUAUAAAAAGCAGGUAGAACUACAGUUAGCAUGAAACCUCAAAUGUGUAGCUGGGCUGGAAAUUUAUUUUUGUAUGCAUGUAUAAUAUUUUUUCUCUUACAGAUGGACCAGCAAACAGAUUUAAAGGCUGUUGUGAAUGAUGGGUUACAGAAAUGUCUUCCUGUGUUUAUUAUUAUUUGAAGUUAUAUAUUCUGAUUUGUAAGCAAGAUUAUGAAGUCUCCUUUUGCUAAUCAUUUUACAGCAUUAUUAAAAAGUCCAUGUACACAAUGUU
Messenger RNA from Ictalurus punctatus (channel catfish), 1494 nucleotides. RefSeq lists its product as uncharacterized. The transcript is spliced from 6 exons. The record is from RefSeq and is a predicted model, not a curated record. Lineage: Eukaryota; Metazoa; Chordata; Actinopteri; Siluriformes; Ictaluridae. Bases 156 to 902 code for a protein of 248 amino acids.